Molecule: messenger RNA, 5888 nt
Organism: Oncorhynchus mykiss (rainbow trout)
Lineage: Eukaryota; Metazoa; Chordata; Actinopteri; Salmoniformes; Salmonidae
Product: cyclic AMP-dependent transcription factor ATF-7
Biological process (GO): regulation of DNA-templated transcription
Molecular function (GO): DNA-binding transcription factor activity
Source: RefSeq, a predicted model, not a curated record
AAAAAUUAUGCCUUAGUUGUUCAUUUUCUCGAACUCUAAAGGCACAACAUAGAUUCAAGCGACUGUCUUAAGUAGUUGAACAUGGCAUUACUCCAACCUCGUAAAAGUGACAAACUGCACGUUUUAUUUUCGUCAAAAACAACUUUAUAAUGAAGGAGUACCUUUGAGUUGACGGGUUACCAAUGCGCAGUUUGGCGAGAGAGAUUUUGCGCAUGAGCUUAGCUAGCCAACGCCACCGUGCGUUAUCGGGGAAUUCUAUUGGAGAAGCAGUUUCUGCCCAUCUUUAUAAUGUACUGUCUUUGUUAUGAGUUUAUGAAGACUCUGACGUAAGUAGAACCUCGCGAUGAUUCAGGGAGGAGGGGAGUGUCAAAUUCCAAAAGAGAAGAGAGGGAGAGGAGCGCAAAGUUACAUUGCAAGCUCUUUGCAAAGAUGGGGGACGACCGGCCUUUUGUGUGCAAUGCUCCCGGCUGUGGACAGAGGUUUACCAACGAGGACCACCUGGCUGUACACAAACACAAGCAUGAGAUGAGUCUAAAGUUUGGCCCUGCCAGGACAGACUCUGUAAUUAUCCAAGGUACUGGUUCUCCUAACCAGACCCCUACUCCCACUCGCUUCCUGAAGAACUGUGAGGAGGUGGGGCUGUUCAACGAGCUGGCUAGCUCCUUCGCUGAGGAGUUCAGGAAGGCCCAGGAGGACGAUGAUAAGCGGGCCAAGAACCCUCUGCCUGCCCCCCACAGAGAGGUGGCCCUACACAUGAGCUUGCAGACACCGUCAGCAGAAGCCAUGAAGGUGAAGGAGGAGGAGCCUGUAGAGGUUGACUCUUCCCCACCAGGAAGUCCUGAUUCCUUCUCCAGCAUGUCAGACAGCAGCAGGGAUGCCAUGGACACUCCCCCGAGGUCAGUGCUGAGUUCUGCCCCCACCCCCACCAUCGUGAGGCACGGUGCCCUCCCUAUGCGUCCCAGACCAGGCUCUCUGCCACUCCACUUGGGCUUUGACGCCCUGCAGCCAACCAUGCCUUCACCCACCUCCGUCAUCACACCCACCCCACCCUCCAACCGCACCCUGCUGGGCUCUCCCACUGGCCACUACCCCGUGAUGAUGCACCUUACCAAUGGGCUCCUGCCUGGUCCUAUGCAGAUACCCUCUGUGAUUUCUCUGGCCCGGCCCAUGCACAUGGUGCCCAACAUUCCCGGCAUCCCUGGUCCUCCUCUGGGAGGCGGCAGCAGCGGCUCCCACUCCGCGUACACCACACACUCUGAGGCCAAGAUGAGGCUGAAGGCAGCACUAGCACAGCAGAGUUUAGGGGGUCAGAUGGGGGGUGUGGCCGGCAGCCCCAUGCACCCCCAGAGGAUGGAGCAGAGCCAGCUAUUGGUGCAGCACCCAGACGCACCCUCCCCCGCACAGCCACAGGUGUCUCCGGCUCAGCCUACCGGUGGUCGACGGCGCCGUGCAGCGGGGGACGACCCGGACGAUAGACGGCAGCGUUUCCUGGAGCGGAACCGGGCAGCCGCCUCGCGCUGCCGACAGAAACGCAAAGUCUGGGUCAACUCCCUGGAGAAGAAGGCCGAGGAGCUCUCCUCCAUGAACGUCUCCCUGGCGAAUGAGGUGUCUCUACUGAGGAAUGAGGUGGCUCAUCUCAAACAGCUGCUGCUGGCUCAUAAGGACUGCCCUGUCACCACUCGACAGAAGAGUAUGGGAGAAGACAGCAUAAUGAAAGACAUGUCGGAGCCCACCGGCUCCACAGCACCCGUCAUCCAGCACAGCUCCCUGCCCAGUCCCUCUCCUUCCUCGGGCCCCAACGGCAUAAGGAUCCGGGCGGCCGCCGAGGCCAUGUCUGUGCUGGCCAGGAUGGGUCAACACCAGCAGCACCAGCAGAGGAGAGAAGAGAGGGAUGGAGGGAGAGACGUGAGGGAUGGACCCUCCUCCCACAUCAUCAUGGCCACACAUUCGCACCACUCUGCCAGAUGAUGAGCAUAUCACACACCACAGCCCGGGACUGUACGGCUCACACAGCACCAGGCACCACCCUACAUGGGCAGGAGGAGAGCACAGGAGAGGGUAGUGGAGGAAGAGAGCGACUCAAAAAUAAGUCAUGCCUUCCUAGUCAAAUAAACCUUCUCAGGUGAGCAGAGGAGUAGUUACAUGAUACAAUCCUCCCUCCUCUACUCUCUGCCCAUGCUGUGUCAGCCACUUUUGUGUCAGGCCUGGAGCCUUGCUGAAGCUCAGCAACAACAGCCUUCUGGGAAUAGACCGGGACGAUAGAAGAGGAAGAGCUUCUUGUUCUGUUCAAUAUGCCAUAUAUAGACUAUGUACAGGGGCUGGACUCAACACCCCUCGUAUUCCCCCCUACAACCCUCUCGCCUUGCCUCAGCCUCUAUGAACUUCACUGGACUGUAGGACUGCAUAGCAUCGUCCCAAGUGUCGUAACUGUCAUUGUGAUAAACUCGGACACUCAGACUCUAACACACGGUAACACACACAUACCAGACACAUAUACUCAGCGUUAACAUUGAAUUGAUUCGUGUUUGUUUUUCAUCAAGUGAUAUACCAAAUCCCUGAUCACUGCAGGGGUCCAUACUAUUGUAACAGGGGGUUGUGGCCUUGCUCUCCUGCACAUGUUGACACGUUUUAUUCACACACAAAAAUGGGUUUUAAUGAUUGAAGCUCCAACUCCAUAGAUGCAAUAGUUUUGUAUACUCUAAAAUAUUUUCAAUUUGAUCUGUUGAAUCCCUAGCAGUUUUGUAAGCGAUUUUCAUUGAGGAUCUGUCGCAGUUGUUCACGAAAAAGCUUGACCUUAUUUUUUUGCCCUUUUAUAAUGUGUGUGUGUGUGUGUGUGUGUGUGUGUGUGUGUGUGUAUGUAUAUGUAUGUACAUCAAGCAGUUUGUUGAUUCAAGGUCUGAUAAAACAAGAUCUGGUUUGGUAGCAUUUGACAUCUUGUUAUAUUAGCGUCUUUGUUGUAUUCCUGUGCAGCUUUCUUUUACAUCUUGUUAUAUUAGCGUCUUUGUUGUAUUCCUGUGCAGCUUUCUUUUACAACUUGUUAUAUUAGCGUCUUUGUUGUAUUCCUGUGCAGCUUUCUUUUACAUCUUGUUAUAUUAGCGUCUUUGUUGUAUUCCUGUGCAGCUUUCUUUUACAACUUUAUCGGCACAUUACUAUUUGCAGCUUGGACCAUAGAGAACCAAAUGAUCUUCUGUGUGGCAGAAAUGGAAAGCUAAAAAUAAUGUAUUUAGUGUACACUCAUUUACAAAUGAUUUAUACACUUAAGUGUUUUUCAAAGAAAAGCUUUUCACUUUUAGCUUCAGAAUUUCUUUGGGACUGCAUCUGACUAAACAAAUCCGACCUCCUGUCCUCUGUCUAACCAUUUCCUCUUUCCCGUGCAAUUUUUGUAUUUAUUUAGUUCUAAAUGUAUGUCAUUACCAUCUUUUAUGAAAUCUUAUCUGAUAGGAAAAGCUUUUUCUAACUGGCCUUUGUCGCCCUCGUCUGUUUUCUGAACCUUCUGGAGGUGGUACCUUUUUAGUGCUUCAACCUUGCUGCUUUCUGGAGCGUGAUGGGCUGCUCUUAAGUCUCCAGGGUCGCGUUCAUUAGGUACCAAACAGGACAAAACGGACUGAAACAACAAGGCACGUGCUCAUUUUCGUUUGCCGUUGCAAAAAGUUAUGAAACGUUUUCCAUUGAGUGCACUAAUGAACACAAACCUGGCUGUUCUUUAUUAAUGACUCUAUCCAAAACAAAGCCAUGUUACUCUAGCCGAGCGUGUAUGUGUGUGUUUUUACAAACAGCACUGACACAUCUGGACUCACACACACAUCGUUUGAAAACGAUUUUGCCUUAAAGAAUCCCUUUCGUGCCUCCGACAACCCUAUCAAAGAUUGGGUUGCGUGAAAAAACCUUAUGGUUCUGGCUUAGGAGGAAAAAAAAUGUUUCAGAAAUGAAAAGCCAUUAACAAUGGGGUAACAACUGAUUAGUUUUUUUUUUUUACAUGGUGAGAAUGUUUCGUAUUGUAGAUGUAAAAUGUCACCAUGGCGUCUCACCACAUGAUCAUUGUGGUGUGUUGUACACUGCCAUCUAGUGGAGUAAUUUGACCUUCACCUUCUCUCACAAGGAUGGGACAUUGAACUUUGAGGGAAAUUCCUUCAGAACUCCUAUGGCAGUCUCAGAACAGUUUAAAUUCUUCAGGGAUCUCCCCCCUAUUUAGUUUUAGACAUUUUGUUUUUAGAAAAACAAACCACCUAAACAAGUGAUUCAUCUUGUUUUGUAUUGGUUUAGAACUGCUCCCACCAUCUAAUGUAUGUGUAACCAUUUGCAGUGUUUAAUCCUGCAGAAAUAACUAGGGUAUCAGUCCCAAAAACAUAAGCGCAUGUCUAAAUGCACUAAAAUAUGCAGGUUUAUCGUUCAUUAUUUUCCUUUUUUCUCUCUUUUUGUGUCAACUAUGGUUUGUCCUGAAUACAGGUUCUCUUUCAGUAACAUCAAAAGUUUGCUAUUUCUUUUGUCUUCAUAAUGUAUUUUAUACAUAAUGGGACUGGUUCCGGAUCCAGAUUUAAGCCUAGUUCUACACUAAAAAGCAUGUUCAAUGGAGAUUCUCUAUUGAAGGUACUUCUUAGUCCAGCGCUAGAUUCAAUCUGUGUUCAGGAAACUGGCCCAACAAGAAUUGCCACUCAGUAACUACUGACACAUCUCACAUAACUGAACCUCUUUGUCAUUGUACCACAGUCCCAAUGGUACACCCUAUUCCCCAUUUUAUUACACUACUUUUGACCAGGGCUCUGUACUAUAUAGGGAAUAGGGUGCGAUUUGGUAUGCUACCCUACAGUGACCGUCCCAAUGGUGACCCUGUCAGGCGUUGUGUAGUACUCUGAGCUGGCACUAGCUAGCUGUCCCUUUUAUAAAUAGACGAUUGUUCAUAUGAAAUGGAAAAAACUCAACUUUAUUUAGCUUUCAUGUCAGUUAAUUGUCAUUGGCACUUUGUUCGUUCGUUCUUUUUUUUCCACUUUUUUCUCCAAUAUUUUUUUAAUUGCGUGCUAUUGUCACGAGGACUAUAUAGAAAUACUCUGGCAUGAUAAACGCUUCCUCUGUUAUAUAUUUUUGUGUUGUAAUGAUAAGAUAUAGGAAUGUAUUUGUUUUAGUACAUCAAUGUCUUUUCGUUUUUUUUCCUAUCAAAAAGGCUUAGUGUAACCCAACAGCCGGACGACGCCGGAACCAUAGAACUGGAAUCAUGAUUCUACUCCCAUGGCUGGAAACUCUGCUCUGUCUGGACUGCCUGUUACUCACAAUAACUUACUGUUUGUUACAUUGUCUUCAUGGAAUUUUUUUUUUUUUUUUUUUUACCCCUCUCAAAAUAUGAACAGUUGUUGUGAGCAAGUAACAGAAUUGUGCAAGAAAAAUAACAAUUUUACCUAUGAGAAGACAAUUUGUUUUGUAUUUACAUUUUUCAUUCACACUCCCAUAAAAUAAUUGUUGGACUGAUCAUUUUUUAAAUUGUCCUUAUUGUACUGUACAUAUCUGUACUAGGCUAUAUGAAUAUAUUUACUUUUCCAUGCAUGUCGAAGUGAAACUACUAUGAACACUUACCGUGCUGCAGCUUUAAUUAAACAAAUUACUUAAUGAAUAUCAAACGUUUCUGUAAUAUUUGAUUUAGACAAUUUAACACAAUAGAUUCUCUCAAUUCAUUUCAAUCUCAAUUGAAGGGGUUUUAUUGGCAUGGGAAACAUAUGUUUACAUCGCCAAAGAAAGUGAAAUGGAUGAUAAACGAAAGUGAAAUAAACACUAAAUGAACAGUAAACAUUACACUCACAAGUUCAAAAGGUUUAGAGAUGUUUUGAAUGUCAUUGUCUAUACAGUGUUGUAAUGAUGUGCAAAUAGUGAAAGUACAAAAGGGAAAAUAAAUAUGGGUU